Molecule: messenger RNA, 1722 nt
Organism: Ctenocephalides felis (cat flea)
Lineage: Eukaryota; Metazoa; Arthropoda; Insecta; Siphonaptera; Pulicidae
Product: esterase B1-like
Exons: 6
Coding region: 1-1722 (573 amino acids)
Source: RefSeq, a predicted model, not a curated record
AUGAUAAACGUAUUCAAUAUGAACAAGUUAUAUGUAGUUGUGUUAUUUUUUGCAAUUCUGCAAUGUGUAUUAUGUGAACCUUUAGUAAAAGUGACCCAAGGAAUGCUGAGAGGCAAAGAGUACGUCACCGAUGAUGGUCAAUGUUACCAUGCUUACAAAGGGAUACCGUAUGCAAAAGCACCGUUAGGACAUUUGAGGUUCAAGGCACCUCAAGAACCAGAAUCGUGGUUUGGUGUACGUAAAGCCUUUACCGAGGGCAAUAUUUGCAAGCAAUAUGACCUAUCUACCGGCGAAAAAAAAAUUGCAGGCGAUGAAGACUGUCUAUAUUUAAACGUAUACACGCCUAAAACUUACAAGAAAACUCAGGCUGACUUACCAGUGAUGGUUUGGCUUCAUGGAGGAGGAUUUUUAAGCGGAUCUGGAAAUUCAGACACUUUCGGCCCUGACUGGUUAGUUGCUCGUAAUAUGGUUGUGGUGACCCUAAAUUAUCGACUGGGGCCUUUUGGAUUCCUCAACUUGGGAAUUGCAGAUGCUCCUGGAAAUAUGGGAUUGAAAGACCAAGUUGCAGCUCUCCAAUGGGUCCAAGACAAUAUAGAUGGUUUUGGAGGUGAUCCUAAAAAUGUAACUCUAGCUGGAUCUAGUGCAGGAGCAGCAAGUGUAAAUUACUUAGUUUUGUCAGAAAAUACCAAAGAUUUAUUCCAAAAGGCUGCUAUAUUAGGAGGAAGCGCUCUCAAUCCGUGGGCAGUUGACCAUAAUCCCAAAGAGAAUGCCUAUAAACUUUCUGAAGCUUUGGGCCACAUUGCCUCUUCUGCAAACGAUGCUUUGGACUUCCUAAAAUCAGCUUCUGCUGAUGACAUCAUUCAAUCAGUAGGAAGUCCACCUUGGUCAACUAUUGUUGCUGAUGAAAAUCAUUUGAUUGGCAACAUUACAUUUGUUCCGAGUAUCGAAAAAGAAUUGGCAGGUGAAAAAUCAAUAAUUACAUCACCAGUUAAGGAUAUUAUAAAAUCAGGAAACUUCCAACACGUCCCAAUGUUAUUUGGAUUUGCUGAUGGCGAAGGAAUUUUAGCAUACAAAGACGCCAAAUUAGAUCCAGUAACUUAUGGACUCAAAGACGUAGAUUUCGGUUGGUAUGUGCCAAAAGAACUUUGCUUGACAGAAAAUACCGAGAAAUUUCAUGAUGUGGCUGAAAUGAUAAAGAAAUUUUAUUGCGGAGAAGAUGUUUGCACUGAUUUCGACAUAAACACAUUCAUGAAAAUUAAAGGUGACACGUGGAUUAUCAGGGGAAUUGAUAAUAUGGUGAAUCUUUUGGCACAACAUUCAUCGCAACCAAUUUACUAUUAUGAGUUUGCAUUUGAUGAAUUUGGAUUAUUGAGAGACUUUUAUGGAGAUACAAAUAUAAAAGGAGCAUGCCAUGCAGAUGAUCGCAGCUUUUUCUUCAAGAAUAAAAAUGUUGCUCUUCCCAAAGAUGUUAACGAAAAUGUGAACAAAACUCACCAAAGAUUUAUGGAAAUAAUAUCUAAUUUCGUGAACACAGGGAAUCCCACAUAUCAUAAAACAGAAGUAUUACCUAUUGAUUGGCAACCUGUCACCAAAGACACCACGAAUUAUUUAUCUAUAGGAAAAGAUCUGGAAUUAAAAACAAAUCCAAAAGCUGAAUCAUUAACAUUCUGGAGGAACUUGAUUGUGAAUGAGACAGAUUGUAAUACAGAAAAAGAAGUUUAA